Messenger RNA from Topomyia yanbarensis, 3315 nucleotides. It is a transcript of the gene Mtr4, whose product is annotated as exosome RNA helicase MTR4. Gene Ontology annotation, cellular component: nucleus. Gene Ontology annotation, biological process: RNA catabolic process; maturation of 5.8S rRNA. The record is from RefSeq and is a predicted model, not a curated record. Gene Ontology annotation, molecular function: ATP binding; RNA binding; RNA helicase activity. The transcript has 4 exons. Bases 142 to 3222 code for a protein of 1026 amino acids. Lineage: Eukaryota; Metazoa; Arthropoda; Insecta; Diptera; Culicidae.
UGUAGCAUCUUUGAAACGUCAAGCAUCACGUUGUCCAGAUAAGUGUAAACAGCACGCUCUUUCGAUUCUUUUAAUUAUUUCACUCGAAUUUGUUUAAAAAGCUGAAAGAUAAGUACUUGCUGAAGUUUAGUGGUUACAACAAUGGCUGAUGUAGAUGAUCUGUUUAAUCUUUUUGAUGCGGAUAACGAUAAGGACGAAAGUUGCAACGUUCCGAUCGUUAUUGACGAUGAUGAUAAGGGAAAGGAUUCGGAUCUAGUGAAGGAGGAACCUUUCAAACGGGAGUAUGACGAAGACGACGACGUCGAAGAUGACGGAACGUGCAAACGUGCGAAAAUGGAGUCGAUUUUGGAUGACAUUAACUUGGACAAUAUCGAAUCCCGCAUCAAGGUGCAUACUAUCCAAUCUCCAGAAGCAUGCACUCACGAAGUUGCCGUAUAUCCAGAUCAUAAGUAUCGGCCGUUAGUUCCUCAAACCGGCAAACCAGCCAAAGAAUAUUCAUUCGUUCUGGAUCCUUUUCAAAAAGAAGCAAUCCUGUGCAUAGAGAAUCAACAAUCAGUGCUAGUGUCGGCACACACUUCUGCUGGGAAAACUGUUGUGGCUGAGUAUGCUAUAGCCAAAUCGCUGGCUGAGAAGCAACGUGUCAUUUAUACCACACCAAUAAAGGCACUUUCCAAUCAAAAGUACCGCGAGUUUCACGAAGAGUUUAAAGAUGUCGGAUUGGUUACCGGUGACGUGACGAUAAACCCAUCCGCUUCUUGUCUCAUCAUGACAACGGAAAUCUUAAGAAACAUGUUGUAUCGCGGAUCGGAGAUCAUGCGAGAAGUCGGUUGGGUCGUUUUCGAUGAGAUUCAUUACAUGCGUGACAAGGAACGUGGAGUAGUGUGGGAGGAAACUCUUAUUCUGUUGCCGGAUAAUGUGCACUAUGUGUUUCUGUCAGCUACCAUUCCGAAUGCUCGACAAUUUGCAGAAUGGGUUUGCCACAUUCACAAACAGCCAUGCCACGUGGUAUACACCGAUUAUCGCCCAACUCCCCUGCAGCAUUAUUUGUUCCCCGUUGGGGGUGACGGAAUUCAUUUGGUGGUCGAUGAAAAGGGCCAAUUCAAAGAGGACAAUUUCAAUACGGCCAUGGCUGUACUCCAGAAUGCUGGAGACGCUGCCAAAGGAGAUCAGAAAGGUAGAAAAGGUGGACUAAAGCCGACCAAUUCCGGCGAGACGAACAUUUUCAAAAUUGUGAAAAUGAUUAUGGAAAGGAAUUUUGCGCCGGUCAUUAUUUUUUCCUUCAGUAAGAAGGAUUGCGAGAUUUUCGCGAUGCAAAUGUCGAAGCUGGAUUUCAACUCGACGACGGAGAAAAAGCUGGUCGAUGAGGUAUUCAAUAAUGCGAUGGAUGUGCUGAACGAAGAAGAUCGGCAGUUGCCACAGGUUGAAAAUGUUCUUCCAUUACUUAGGCGAGGAAUUGGUAUCCAUCAUGGUGGACUGCUUCCCAUUUUGAAAGAAACAAUAGAAAUUCUAUUUGGAGAAGGAUUAAUCAAGGCACUAUUUGCCACAGAAACUUUCGCCAUGGGGCUCAAUAUGCCAGCUCGGACGGUUUUAUUCACUGGGCCUCGGAAGUUUGACGGUAAGGAUUUCCGUUGGGUCACAUCUGGGGAGUACAUUCAGAUGUCGGGUCGUGCCGGUCGGCGUGGUUUAGAUGACAAGGGUAUCGUAAUACUGAUGAUCGACGAAGCAGUCUCGCCGGCGGUAGGAAAGGAAAUCGUUCAAGGAAAACCGGACCCCAUCAACUCAGCGUUCCAUUUGUCGUACAAUAUGGUGCUGAAUCUGCUGCGGGUGGAGGAAAUAAAUCCGGAAUAUAUGCUGGAACGGUCGUUCUUCCAGUUUCAGAAUCAAUCAUCAAUACCGGAUAUUUAUAAAAAAGUGCUACAAAAGCAGAAAGAGUUGGAAAAGGUAUAUAUUAAAGAUGAACAAUCUAUCAUUUCUUACCACCACGUGAGGGACCAACUAGACACGCUUGGCAAGCAAUUUCGUGAAUACAUUACCAAGCCGACAUAUUUAAUACCUUUUCUGCAACCUGGUAGAAUGAUCAAAAUUCAAUCCGAUGCCGGCGAAUUCGAGUGGGGCAUUAUCGUUAAUUUCAAAAAAGAGACUGGGGAUGCUAAAAGCAACCCACUUAAAUCGGAGAUGAAAGUUAUCAUCGAUGUGUUGCUGCAUGUCGACGAUGGCUUUGAGAAGGAGGGCGUUCCAAAGCCUUGUCCCGAUAAUAAACGUGGUUCGGUAGAAGUAGUUCCGGUUCUUCAUACCUUAGUUUAUAGAAUCAGUUCGCUUCGCGUAUAUUAUCCCAAUGAUCUCCGUCCCGCUGAUAAUCGUCGUUCAGUGCUUAAAACAAUAAACGAGGUUAAAAAGCGGUUCCCUCAAGGACCUCCGCUACUGCACCCAAUUAACGAUAUGCACAUUAAGGAGAAAGAUUUUCAAACUAUUGUAGAUAUGAUCGAUAAAUUUGAAAAACGAUUGUAUUCCCAUCCUUUGCAUGAAUCACCUGAUCUGGAUAAGCUGUACACAAAAUAUAUGGAGAAACUUGAGGUAGAACGUCAGCUGAAACAAGAAAAGAAUGCUCUCCGCGAAGCGAAAAGUCUGCUGCAUAUGGAUGAACUGAAGCAUCGGAAAAGAGUGCUUCGUCGUUUAGGCUAUUGUACAGCAGCAGAUGUUAUUGAGUUUAAGGGGCGCGUGGCAUGUGAACUGAGCUGUGCUGAUGAACUUCUUUUAACGGAAAUGAUAUUUAACGGUACCUUCACUAACCUUACAACGGCUCAAGCGUGUUCCCUUCUCUCGUGUUUCGUUUGCGAUGAGAAAAGUUCGGAGAUUCCGGCUGCAACAGAAGAACUGUCCGGUCCAUUACGUCAAAUGCAGGAUCUCGCGCGAAGGAUAGCCAAGGUAUCAAACGAGUGUAAGGUCGAACUAGACGAGGAACGAUAUGUGGAAUCCUUCAAACCCUUCCUGAUGGACGUAGUCCUAGCGUGGUGUAAAGGAUGCUCGUUUCUACAGCUUUGCAAGAUGACGGAGAUAUUUGAGGGUUCUAUUAUUCGAUGCAUGCGACGACUCGAGGAACUGUUGCGACAGAUGGUACAAGCUUCUAAAACAAUUGGCAAUACUGAUUUGGAAAAUAAGUUUGCCGAAGCGAUACGACUGUUGAAGCGAGAUAUUGUGUUUGCUGCUUCGCUAUAUCUUUAAUGCAUUUCUUUUUCAAAAUUUUACUUAUAGUUUCAAGUAUUGUAAUAAUGAAAAUUCUUAUGUAAAGAAUAAAAAUAGACCAAGAAUAAAUAA